AUUGUGCCUGUAUUGCCCAUGCACAUGCGCGGUGGCUGUCGGUCGCCACAUUCCCCGCCUGAGGAGUAAAGCCAAGGUUUCUUCGUUGUAAUUCAACGGAGGGGGGAAAAUUCACAUUACUGUACAAAAGAGGUUUUCGUACAAUCGUUAAAUCUGGAGACUUACCUAUAAAGAGGCGAGCUGUACUGCAAAGCCGACAUCCGAGGGAUUGUGCUGGUGGGUUGUGCUGACACCUUCCACAUUAGGGAAGAUAUUCUGAUUCACUUGUAACCAUGGCAACAGAAGAGAAGAAACCUGAGACUGAAGCAAGUAAAACACAGUCUACUCCAUCAGCAUCUGCAAGUCAGAGCAAGUCAGCUCCUCUGAAGCCAACAUACACCUUGAAGUUCACGUUAGCAGGACACACAAAAGCUGUCUCAUCUGUGAAGUUCAGCCCCAGUGGAGAGUGGCUGGCAAGCUCCUCUGCUGAUAAACUGAUCAAAAUAUGGGGAGCAUAUGACGGGAAGUUUGAGAAAACAAUAUCUGGACACAAACUUGGCAUCUCUGAUGUUGCCUGGUCCUCGGACUCGAACCUCCUCGUGUCUGCCUCUGAUGAUAAAACUCUUAAAAUAUGGGAUGUCAGCUCGGGUAAAUGUCUGAAAACGUUGAAGGGCCACAGCAACUAUGUAUUCUGCUGUAACUUCAACCCUCAAUCCAAUCUGAUUGUCUCGGGAUCAUUUGAUGAAAGUGUGAGGAUAUGGGAUGUCAAAACUGGGAAGUGUCUGAAGACCCUGCCUGCACACUCUGACCCAGUCUCUGCUGUGCAUUUCAAUAGAGAUGGGUCAUUGAUUGUCUCCAGCAGUUAUGACGGACUCUGUCGAAUCUGGGACACAGCGUCGGGCCAGUGUCUGAAAACGCUUAUUGAUGAUGAUAACCCCCCAGUGUCAUUUGUGAAAUUUUCUCCUAAUGGCAAAUACAUCCUGGCUGCAACGUUGGACAAUACUCUGAAGCUGUGGGACUACAGUAAAGGAAAGUGCCUGAAGACAUACACUGGACACAAAAAUGAGAAAUAUUGUAUAUUUGCCAAUUUCUCAGUCACUGGUGGCAAGUGGAUUGUGUCUGGUUCGGAGGACAAUAUGGUGUACAUCUGGAAUCUACAAACCAAGGAGAUUGUGCAGAAACUACAGGGCCAUACAGAUGUCGUUAUCUCAACAGCCUGUCACCCAACAGAAAACAUAGUUGCAUCAGCAGCUCUAGAAAACGACAAAACCAUCAAACUUUGGAGGAGCGACUGCUAAGCCAGAGAGGAGUUUUUUUUUUAAUUUGUAUUUUAUUAUUUUCCCCCCCCCCCCAACAAGGACUUUAUACAGCAGGAACAUAAUUCAUGAUCUGGUGCUGGCAGCAGUGUGACGGAACGAAGAAAUUCAGUAUGGAGGCAAACAAGUUUGAGUUGUUGAGAAUGUGGACAAACUGUCUUGACUGGAGCAAACUAAUCCCAAACCACAUACUUUUUCAUUGCCUUAUUUAAAAAAGUGAAUUACAACUUUUGUGUUUAAUUAAAAACAAAAAAAAAAAUGAAGGUAAAUGCAUAACUAAAGAACUAUGUGUAAAAAAGUUAGCUUUAGAAGUGUAAUGCUGAUAGGUAACUAGAAUUGGGUUUCCUAUCGUUGCAGUUCAGUAACCAGUACUUUCACAUCGCUUUUUCAUACACGCUAAUGCUGUGCCACUUACCUAGCUCUAACUCUAGUGAACAAGGGUUCUUCCACUAUACCCUUAUGUUUGUAGACAUUUUAAAACAGUUAAAGGUGGCAUUUCUGAUUGAUUUUUGUAUCUUAAUAAAUACCAACACAAUAAAAGGUGGACUCGCGACAGCCCCAGUAAAGUUGCAGGUUGGCAGAAAUCAGUUUCUCUAAAUUGUUUUGAUUUGAGGAAAGGACUCAAUGGGUGUCUUAUGACAUUGAAACAUGGUGACUGGUAGAAAACAUGAAAAAAAAAAAAAAUUACUAAACAAAAGCGAUGUACCUGUGUUGCAUGUCGUCCGACAGUUUUUAAUCCCUCAGGACACGGUUCCUCUAGAGAGUCCUUGGCACAUUGCUAAGGCCAAACAAAUCGAUACGUAUGCGGUAACAGGAUUAUUUAGCCUGUCACUCUGCACCUCCUGUUCCCAGUUUAGCAACCCUUAUUGAUUUUAAAAUCUACUCAUUUUGACAGUACUUUUACAAUGCAUUUAUACUAUAGUAUGCCAAAUGGUACUGGGGUUUAGCACUGUGUACUGCCAGACAUGGCUGUGUGUUGUUUUUAAGAAGGAGCUGCUUUAAGGUUUAAGAGGGAGUGUUUUAUUAGGUAGAGACCCUUUUUUUUUCUGGAGCUACUUUUGGAUUAAGACUUGUAUGUAAGCUAUGUGUGUUCCAUUUUGUUAAGAUGAAUAUCGGUCAUAAAUAAAUGAGACAAAAAAAACAAGGUUCACUAUUAUAAUUGACAGAUGUCCGAAACACUCAAAUGAAGUAGAGAGAUGAUUCAGCCAGUGCCUUGACUUGCAUUCCUUUGACAUGUAACUGUUCAUUUUGAUACAGCUUUAAUUGACACGGCUUAUUAGAACUUUAAGUGCAACAGAUGUUCUGCUGGUUUUGUAAUUGUAAAUAUUUGGCAAACCUUUAUGUAAAGUUGCAUAUUACCUUCUGAUUGGAUUAAUUAUGCACAAAAUCAUAAUUUGCUUUUUACUGUAGGCUUUUUUCAAUAUUGGGUAGCUGCUUUACAUGUACAAGAGUACGAAGCCUUUUUUUUCUUCUCAAAUAACCGAUUUUAUGUAAGUUUUUAAUUUUUUUUCCAGACCACAUGCAUUGGGUCCUUGUGGCAAGUGCAAUUUUUUUUUUCUGUGGCCAGUGAGAUUUAAGUUGUUUAAUGUCAUGCAACAUAAAGUGUGCUCUCUGUCCCCAUUGCAAGACAGUAAAACAUGUGGCCUUUUAACAACCAAGCUCCACAGUUUCAAUAUAGUUUAUCUGGAUUCUACUGCAUGUACUGGAAGUUCCUACAUCUGUCUUUUUUGUUCUUCACAAGCCAAUCACAUACUUGUUGUUCAGCUCAAGGUGGGAUGCUGACCUGCAAACCUUCAUCAAAUGUCAAGCGUGUAGACUGACCUUAUUAAUAAAAGGUACUUUUUUAUUGUAGUAAAGCUUGUUUAAUGCCAAUGAAGAACGUCAGAUCAGAAGUGCUUGCUGGUUAUAUUGUUUUUACACAUGGCAGUGCCAGUUCUACAAUCUAAUUAUGGAUUAGUUGCCAGGAUGAGUAAACGACAGACAAGCUUGCUGUUGUCUCUCGCCCCAGUCCUUCAGAUGACUCUCGUACCUGUGGAAAAUGAAACUGAAAAUGGUCCUCUCUUAUACAAGAAUGAUGCGUUGCUCCAUGUGUUGGCCAUUUUCAGUACUGUGUUUCCCAUUACAGUAUUCACUUUUAAUGUCUGACAAAAAAAUAUUUUAUUGUACAAUAAAAGAUAAUGUUAAAAAAAAGUACCCCAUUUCACUCUUUUUCCAGUAAAGGCAGUCUUGCAGUCCAUCAUUUCUCAAUUGGUUUUACAAAUAUAUAUAUAUAUAUAAAAGCUCAUUUUCAGAGGAACAGCAAGAAACUGCUCUGAACUAUCUCUAUAAUACAUGUGCCUUUCUGUAAAUUGUUCCUUGUUAGUACAUCAUCGUCAUUGCUAUUGCUGUCCUAAAAUGUCCUAUUGCCUUAACCUCUUUCUCACUUUCAUUCUGGCAUGGUGCAUUCUUGACAUAUUUAAGAAUCAGAAUUAAUGUUAUGUUGUCAUUUUUGUAUAUGUUUUAUUUAAAAAGACAAGAAAAAAUCUUCCACAAGGCUUAAAAAAUUGGAUGUACUUUUAGAGGGUAUGGUAGCUCUUGUUAAAACACACAUGCAGAAAUGCAUUUGGUUCUUGGGAGCCACACUGCAGCAGGGUCGUUCUUUCAGUAGAAUGAUUAAGUCACUCCUUUGCAGCUGAGCUGUGCCAUAAAGUGCCUACAGCCCCAGUCUCCUGUACUGUGCGAUAGCUGGCUUUUUGGAACGGUGUGUUCAACUGUUGAGCUGUUAACAGUAUCGUGCAUAUCUUUGUGAAUAAAGGCCCAGAAGUACACUUCGAAAUAUGUUGGGGCAACUGUCACCUGAAAGACUGUUUUUAAAAUCGUCUUGUAAUGUCAUUUCUGGAACAAAACCAUGUUUUCAAAAGCAUUGUCCUCUGGAGCUACUAUUUUUUAUCAUAAUGCGUUAGUGUGCCAAUAGAUGGACAGGACCUGCCGUCACUGGAUGCUAUCCACAAGUCAUUCAGCAUACAGAGACCUUGCAUUAAAAUGUACAAAUUGACCACCUGCAAAACUGUCAUGCCUUUGCUGUAAAAACAAAUGUCAUUAAGUUGUGUAUUUGCCUGUAUUCUUUUGAUGUAAUUUAGACCCCAGAUGAAAGUAUGCGACUACUUUUAAUGACUGGUUUAAGUAGGCAUCUGAACACUAUUAUCAUGCAAUGCUGAUUUGUGGACAAAAUCAUACAGAUACUAAGGAUCAGUAAUGCUCUCCUUUUAAAAUAAAAGCAUUAAAAUGGGUCUAAAAUCCGCAGAACCAUUAUCGUUCUGAACAUGCUUUCUCUUAAACGUUCACGGAAAUGUACAGCUGACUCCGUGUUUCAGUGCGAUUUGACGCCAUGCAACAAGAGAGCAUCUUUGAUGCGACUUAAAACAGUGACCAAAUAGGAUUUCAGCAAAGAAAAUACUUUGGGUGCAUUGUGAAAAAACAGAACAAUGUAAUAUUGCUGUUUUUAAAGUUCUGUAUCGUUGCUUAUAUUUCUUGCGUAUGUGAUGUUUAUAGAUGCAAUAUAAGAAUUUUUUUUUUAACCUGAAAUUUUUGUUUCAUGAUUUUCAUGCUGGUAUUGAACAAUUCAUACUCUGAAGCCUUUGUCGUUCCAAAAUACAGUGAGGGAAAAACUGUCAAAGGAUUUCAAAUAUCAAUCGACUCUGUUAAAAGGACAGCAUGAAAACCAUAUCUGUAUCUGCUUAAAUGCUUCCGAUUUUCUGAAUGCUCAUUUUGACAAUGAACCAAGGUGUAAUAAAGUGUUUUUUACAUGUAA
Molecule: messenger RNA, 5085 nt
Organism: Acipenser ruthenus (sterlet)
Lineage: Eukaryota; Metazoa; Chordata; Actinopteri; Acipenseriformes; Acipenseridae
Product: WD repeat-containing protein 5
Exons: 14
Coding region: 273-1277 (334 amino acids)
Cellular component (GO): Set1C/COMPASS complex
Molecular function (GO): histone binding
Source: RefSeq, a predicted model, not a curated record